CACCUCAUUCGCCGAGAGUCCGAGUCUCUGCUGGGGCGCGCUCAGGCCACGACCCCGUUCGACAUCACCUUUAAUCCGUUUCUGAUGCCAGCUUGACCAUGCCCAAACGUCUGCUCCCCAUGCAAAGCGGCAUCCUCCCACGACUCGCACCGCCAGCUCUAUCCCGACCGCCCAUCCAACCGACUCACGCCCUGCCUUGGCUGCAAGUCCUUGUCUUGCCUCAAACCCACUUCGUUUUCGCGUAAGGAGCGUUCUGUAUCUGAGGAGACUUCGAAAGGGGCCCAACAUCAGCGUCACUGUCGUCGCUGCAGCCACAUGCUAUUCUUCCUCUCACCGUGCCCAGACGACGCAGGACCCCCGGUACCAAGGCGAAACGCGAAAAAAAAAGCUCGAGGAUCCGGUUCCUUAUCACGCAGCCCUCGACUCACCAUCAUCAUUGCUAAGAUCACACAGCACAUAGUGAAGGCAUAGAUACCGGGUAGCAGAAAAGCUCAAGCGACAGGCGGACCUGAAAAGGGACAUGGCAGAGUCGUCUGGCGAGCCGGGCGUGCGGGCGUCGUCCGGCUCGGGACGCUCCAUAGGCAGCAGACGAGGACAAAAUCAGCCGCAGCAGCAGCUCCAUCAGAUCGAAAAGAGCGUCACCCAUCUUCUCGUAGCCACAAAGUCACUGUUAGAGACGCUCACCCAAUGGAGCCGAGGCACCGCAACCGAGGGCGAUGUGAGCGAUGUCUACGUUAGGUACGGUCUUAUUAGUUCGAUACUGUUCGUGUUGAAUGUAAAAACUAACGUGCAUCUCCUUUUCCUUGCGUAGGCUCGGAUAUGAGUUCAACAUAGCAUGUCGAAGCUUUAAUUCGAUCGGCGUCGAGACUAGCGAUCUAGGUCCUGUGCCGGACCUGCUCCGGUCUAUACUAGAGGACACCCUGUCGCAAGAGGCGUCUCAGGCUAGCUUGGACAGAUAUUUACCGCGGAUACGAGACAUCAUCAUCAAUCUACUACAAGGUCUUAAGAAGAAGCAAGCCAAGCUGCGUGCGCGUGCUGCAAGAGAAGCGGACAGGCCCGGCGCGAGUUCGCGGCAGGACUCAAUCGACAGUACGGGGGCUCAGGCGGUGCCCGAGAGAAAGGUUGGUGGUGAUAUCAGAGCAAACAUGCCGCGACAGAGCAGCAGAGAUAUCAACGGCCCAGAUUUACCGCCGCGAACAUCUUCGCGGAACGAGAGCAGAGACUCGCCCAAUCGGGGGCCGGACCGGUUCGACAGCAGAAGCACGCUACCGUCCACGGACUCGACGAUGUCAAGCAACACCGCACAGUCGAUGCCAGUUGUUACCCCUUAUCCGGAGGAAGAUACUAUACCUACCAACAAGCCACAGCCCCCUCCUCACACCGUCCAAAGCUUCCCACAUCCACCUCCCCCGCCUCCGAAGCAGACGGAUGCGCUGCUGGCGCUGCAGCGAGGAGGCGAUCUCGAGCGAAGGGCUUCAAGACGCUUCUCGACCUAUCAGAUCAAGCAGCAACUAGGCAACGCAACGGGCGUGCCCAUGAUACCACCAGCGCAGAACACACCAAUUCCGAACCGCGGCCGCGAAGUCAGGGAGUCGAUACAGGCCGUCCGUCAGCGCGGUUCCACGCAACUAAAUCGGCAAAGGACCGAAAGGCGCCUGGCUGGCGAGCCGUCGCCCGUGAGGAACCUGUCUCGGUUCUCGGAGGAAAGUGUGCAAUCGAUCAAGGGCAACGACCAAGCCUCGUCGAGCAGCCCCACAAUCAAGACGCCGGAGGAUAAGCUUGGCUCAUCGUAUUUUGAUAAGGAUGGUGCGGAGCGGCCUCGGGUCAGCGCUACCCUAUCAGGCCCAAUGGCUGAGCCUACUUUCAAUGAGGGAGAGGCCACGCCUGUGGAGCCGCCAGUGCGACAGCCGUCGAGAAAGCAGCAGACGCCGCCCCUGGAUACGCAAUUCGUGCCCGAGGACUCACCACAGCCGGGAAAGCCGUUGACUUUAUUUCUGCAGUAUAAGAGCCGGGUAAAAAAGAUUGUGCUCGAAGACGGAGCCAGCGAGCUGUCCGUUGCACGCCUGCAGCUCGCUUUCAUCGACAAGUUCGCAUGGAAUUCACACUCGGAGGGUAUCGAUUUGCCGGAGAUCUAUAUUCAAGACUCCGUGUCCGGGGUACGGUACGAGCUGGAGGACCUCAGUGACAUCAAGAACAACACAGUGCUUGUCCUGAACGUGGAGCCGCUUGACGAGGUCAAGCGCCACGUUGAUGAUGGUUUCUCCAACAUCAGGCGUGUCGUCGAGGGCAUCAAGACUGCAGUCGAGGAUCAGCAAUCCGCCAUCAAGCUCAUCAGCGAGAGGCAACAGGAGACAGCAAAAGGCCUGGCUAGCCUGUCCGUCGCCCCUCAAAUCAGCGGCAUUCGUUCACCCAACGUGGAGGCAUCGGGAGGCGCACGGUCUACCUCUCCUACCAAGCCGGGAGCCGACGUAGAUGUCAACCAGCUCAUCGAGCUCUCAUCCCUGCGACGAGACCUUGCCAUCCUGCGCCAGACCUACUCAUCCUUCGCAUCAGAUGUCGAGGCAUCAAUGGCAGCUGUUCGAACAAAAGCCGCUGCUGUCAAAUCCGUCGCAGUUAAGGUCGCACUGCCAGACAUCAAGGGCGAAUCCGGGAGGGCAUAUGUCAACAAGGAGCUGUACGGGACGUUCAGCAAGGACUCUUCCGCUAUCAUCGAUUUCGUCGAUGACGUGCAAGACUCGAUCGAAGACCUACGCAAGGACGUAGUCUCACGCGGCGUCCGUCCGCUACCCCGACAGCUGGAGCAGAUGGCCAAAGAUCUCAGUCACGCGACAGCCGAGGUCAAGCGGCUCGAAGCAUACAUCAAUAGAGAAAAGCCGAUUUGGACUAAGAUAUGGAAGCAGGAGCUACAGCAGGUUUGCGACGACAAGGAGGCUCUGGCCGACGCCGAAGCGUUGGUCAAUGACAUGAAGUACGAUCUUAACGUCGUGGAGAACACGUUCAAGCUCGUUGAAGAAGCAUGCAAGCAACAGAACCUAGAAGCCAGCCGUGACGGAGAUGGCGGGCCCGGCGCCGGCGGCAGGGUUCCACGUAGCGUCAGCGGUAGCGCGAAUCGCAUCGCUGCCUUCGCGGUUGAUCAGGGUGUCGAUCCACACAAGGCCAAAGACGGGGUUCUGGGCGAGGUCAAGGCGCUAUCUAUAGAUCACGACAGCCGCAUCGACGCGAUCCAGCGGGCGGAAAGAGCGCGCAAGAAGGAGUUGGAAAGCCGUAGCGAGGGCGCAUUCAAGAAAGAGCUUGGCGCAUUCGUGGAAGAAGGUCGGUUGAAAAAGACUGGCGGCGUGGAGGAAGUGGAGCGGCAGCGCAAGGCCAAGGAUGCACGGAACAUCAAGGAAAACAUGGAGCGCGCGGCGGAGCGGGCGAGGAAGGCGGCCGAGAAGAAGGCUGGCAGGGUGAAGGCAGAUACCCCUGCCCAGCCUUCUACGGCAACCGUAGAUGCUAACGCGGAAGCUCCCAACGGCUCCUUGGAGGUUCCCUCUGUCGACGGCAGUGGUGGCGCUAGUCCCGAAACGAAAUUUGUAGACGCAAAGGAAGAGAUCGAGCCGCCGCCACCUCCGCCGCUAUAGGGCGCAUACACGAACCUCGUAUUUCACAGCGGGGGAUCGAAAAGCUCUAUACAUCAUAUCAUCUUGGCCACAAAGGGACGGGUCCGCAUAGACAUCUCUGCGGUUUCUCUCACACGUUUCUUUCAUUUCACAUACACUAUCUAUAUCCUACACCGCAUCUAUCUUCAUGGGAUUGUGGAUGAAACUCUGCACUGUCGAUGGUGUCUGUCCAAUUCCUUUCAGCACGGUGUUUUCGGCGUCACGAGCAUUUCUUGCGAAGAGCUAUUCGCUCUUUAGCUUCCUGAUUGUCUUCCGUGGCUUGGCGGAACGUUUGUAAUGAAUUCUGUGCAGAUCUCAUGAGCAUCGAAUGUUGCAAAUAAGUCUUAAUUCUACGUCUACUUUCUUUGUUAAACUUUACCUUUUGCAACCGCCCGUCGUUAUCUGUGCCGCAGAUAUGACGCUGUUCAAAUCGGACACAGGCCGCGCCGCUUCUGCCUUGUCCCAGUGCUUGGUUGCGUCAGCGGUAAAAGAUUGUACACUAAAAAGAGGGCAAUAUGGAACAACGACAAGUCAGUGAGAAGCCUUCCGGCCUUAACCAUGAUUGGAAAGAAAGAUCAAAAACAACUUCUUUUCCUCCUAGAGACAUGCGAUAAAGUAGCUAUGUUUGUUGCCGAUGAAAAGAGC
Molecule: messenger RNA, 4283 nt
Organism: Verruconis gallopava
Lineage: Eukaryota; Fungi; Ascomycota; Dothideomycetes; Venturiales; Sympoventuriaceae
Exons: 3
Coding region: 1146-3620 (824 amino acids)
Biological process (GO): establishment of cell polarity
Cellular component (GO): cytoplasm; cell tip
Molecular function (GO): cytoskeletal regulatory protein binding
Source: RefSeq, a predicted model, not a curated record